GUUUCCUGUUUCAACAGGACUACUGAGAAAAGAAAGGUCGGUGGAGGAGGGAAAUGUCAGCAAGGAUUGGAACGGCAGAUUGAAAACCCCAAACUUCAACCAUUUCUCUUGCCCCAUCUGAGACCAGAGUCAAACUUGAUCCCCUAGAGAACAGGAAGGUUAAGGCCCCAACACUGCUGCUCCUAAGAAUACUCCCUUCUGCUGCUGGCCUGAAAGCAUCUGGGACAAAAAGGAUAAGAGAGCUGUCCUAGGAAUCAAGAGCCAAGCACGACAGGUUGCUAAAGCAUCAUGAUCUACCCAAACCCCAAGCCAUCAGCUGGACCAGCCCGGGUAGCUGAGACCUAUGAGGCCAAGUGUGAGCGUCGACAGGAGAUUCGAGAAAGCCGUCGCCGCCGCCCCAACGUGACUACAUGCCGCCAGAUGAGGAGGACCAGAAGAAGGCCUGGCAGUGAGCAGACCCAGAGCCCUCGUCAACAGCAAUUUCUUAAGAGAAGGAACCUGGAAAUAGAAGAAGGAAAAGUGAAAGGCUCAUUAUCUGGGACCCGGGGGCUCUUAAGAAAGGAAGGCCAGGAAGGUGACCUUAAGGCAUCCAACCUUUGCAGUGGCACGGAGUCAUCAUCUGGACAACAGGAAUCUGAGACCAGUACCAAGGUCUUUUCAAUCCAACACCAUCCUCCCCCAGGAAACCAUAAGGAUCCCUCUGACCAUCGUUCUACUUGGGAACUCUUACCAGUGGAAGUGCUAGUCAAAAAGCCACUCACACUUCAUCAAGGUACACAAACGAAAUCACUAGGAUUACAACUGACAAUUAAAAAUGAUGCCAGCCAGCAAACCAAUUGCGGGAUUGCAGUUCUGGAUAAGGAAAUUAUCCAGCUAUCUGACUACCUCAAAGAAGCCCUGCAGAGAGAGUUGGUUCUGAAGCACAAGAUGGUGGUUCUCCAAGAGCUCCUGUCUACACUGCUUCAAGCUUCUGACAGGUCUUGGAAGGGACAGCUGAAUGAGGACAAGCUGAAGUGCAAACUGAGAUCCCUGGAAAACCAGCUGCACACCUGUACCCAGAAAUACUCCAAAGAAGGUGCAAAAAAGGUCCUUCUGGAAAUGGAGGACCAGAAGCAGAGCUAUGAGCAAAAGGCAAAAGAGACUCUGCAGAAACUGCUGGAGGAGAAAACAGCUGCUGAACAGCAGCUGGAGAGCACUCAGAGGUCCCUGGCCAUGGCUGAGCUCAAAUGUGAGCAGUGGAGGGAGCAGUACGAAACUUUAAAGGAAGACUGGAGAGACCUAGGGGCCAAGCACAGCGAACUCGAGAAUCAGCUCUAUGUUCUACAGUCCAAAUUGCAGGGAGCAGACAGCAGAGAUUUUCAGCUAAACCAGGCCCUACAUCUUCUGGAGCGUGAACACCAGGACCUCCAGACACAGAUUGACCGCCUGCAGGGGGACAGAGAACUGGGCUGUUCUAACAUCAGCGACCUGCAAGGGCAACUACAAAGGUCAGAAGAGGAAAAGCUUGCCCUGAAGGCUACAGUUGAGCACUUGCAGAAUCUUCUCCAGAGCCAAUCCAUCCAGCUUCAUAUCCAAGAGGAACUUAUGCCACAGAAAGGUCAGACUUGUCCUACAUGGAGUUCAGCACCCACCCAUCUGGAAGAGAAGUCCAAGGGUUCAGGGGAAGAGAGAGAAAAGAAUCUCAGGGAUCAGCUGCAAGAGAGGACUUUGCAGUUCCAAGCUAAGGACAAGGAGUGUGAAGAGUUACAUUCGGAGCUGGACAGCCUGAGCGAUGAGUACCUCUCCUGCCUGAGGAAGCUACAGCAAUGCCGGGAGGAGCUGAACCGGGGUCAACGGCCACCCCACAGAAGACGAUGUGGCUGUUGGCUCCCUGUGCUAAUAGUAGUGAUUGCUACAGCACUAGCAGCAUUUCUGGCCAACACAGAAAGCGUGGUGAUCUGAAUGUCCUGCAACAGCUGGAAAGGAGAACCGCCUUGAGAGGAAAGGCAGGGAAGUGGUGGAAGAUUCAAAGAGGGUUUUUUGUUUUGUUCCUUUUCAUGCUGCUGGGGGAAGAUCCUGACCGUUUUACUUUAGGGGCUAAUUGUGGGAUAUGUCAAUAAAUUCCACCAGACUGUAUAUAACCUCA
Vombatus ursinus (common wombat) is the source of this 2125-nucleotide messenger RNA. It is a transcript of the gene TRAF3IP3, whose product is annotated as TRAF3 interacting protein 3. The record is from RefSeq and is a predicted model, not a curated record. Bases 289 to 1941 code for a protein of 550 amino acids. The transcript is spliced from 16 exons. NCBI's taxonomy places the organism in Eukaryota, Metazoa, Chordata, Mammalia, Diprotodontia, Vombatidae.